Anastrepha ludens (Mexican fruit fly) is the source of this 8362-nucleotide messenger RNA. RefSeq lists its product as uncharacterized. Lineage: Eukaryota; Metazoa; Arthropoda; Insecta; Diptera; Tephritidae. The transcript has 2 exons. The record is from RefSeq and is a predicted model, not a curated record. Bases 2701 to 4341 code for a protein of 546 amino acids.
CUAAAUCGUAAUAAGGGCUGAUAGAACACCUUUUGGAGAGCAAGAAAGGCGAUUCAAUGCACCGACAAUUGAUGAGGUUGCAAUUGUAAUUCGUGGUGAUCAGUUUCAAUCGCGUGAUAUUAUACUUCAUCGUAGAAAUGAGCAAUUGCAAAGUGUUUCGGAACUUCAUCGUAGUUACGACGCAUUACAAUACCCAAUAUUGCAUUGGAAAGGUGACGAUGGCUACCAUAUCAAUAUACCAAUGAUUGAUCUACGAACAGGUCUACAUGUACAGAAAAAAGUUAGUGCCAUGCAUUUUUAUUCUUAUCGAUUGAUGGUUCGUCCACAAGAACAAAAUUAUAUCUUGAGAUGUCGUAAACUAUAUCAUCAGUACAUCGUUGAUAUGUAUGCCAAAAUAGAAACAGAACGCCUUAAUUUUAUUCGUUUCAACCAAGCAAAAUUAAGAUUUGAACAAUAUAUUCAUUUGCAAGAUGCGAUAGCGAAUGAUGCUAAUAUUAAUGACAUCGGACGUUUAACUAUAUUGCCAUCUUCGUAUAUUGGUAGCCCACGGAAUAUGAGCGAAUAUGCACAAGACGCAAUGUGUUAUGUACGAAAAUACGGUCGACCGGAUCUUUUCAUUACAUUUACAUGUAAUCCGCAGUGGGAUGACAUCAAAAACAAUUUAUUUGCAGGACAGUCGACAACCGAUCGUCAUGACAUUACUGCGCGUGAUUUUCGGCAAAAAUGUUAAGCACUUAUGGAUUUAAUUGUGAAAUUAUAAGUAUUUGGGGAGGUGCGUUGCCAUAUGUACUCCAUCGAAUGGCAGAAAAGGGGAUUGCCGCACGCACAUAUACUAAUUUGGCUGGUACAUAAAAUAACUCCGGAUCAAAUCGAUAACCUUAUAUCAGCUGAAAUUCCUAAUCACACUGCUGAUCCUGAGUUAUUUCAAGUUGUCGUUAAAAACAUGAUACAUGGACCGUGCGGUGAACUAAAUGUGAAUUCACCAUGUAUGAUUGAUGAAAAGUGUUCCAAACGAUACCUGUUAAGCCAGAUUCUGGCAAACUAUUAUAAUAGAAUAAUGUAACGUAAAUUAGAAUAGAAUAAAUUAAAUAAUAUUGAAUUUAAAAAUUGAAAUUGUAUUAAAGCUUAAUAUUUAGUUAUUUUAUAUUGUUUAUUUAUAAGUAGGUAUGUAGUAUACUUUACUGUUUCUCGCUGUCGCUAUUUCUUUACCUGUUUCUAUUUACUUCCGAGCAUUGACUCUAUUUCUACAGCUAUACCUACUUUCCGUUCUUCCUAUUUCUAUUUACUUAACUGCAAACUCUCUCUAACUCUCCACAUACUGUUCUUCCAUUUCCGCUAUUUCUUGUAUUUUAGUUUUAGGCCUAAUAUAAGGGCAGUACAUGGAUAAUAAACGCCACUUUUGAAAUUGUAAUCGGACGUGUGCGGUGUUCUUUCUUGAAUUCGAAUAUCACAGGCAAUAAGUUUAGCGCUUCCCUUCGUAAAGUGUUUUAAAAAUUAAUAUCGUGAUUAUUAUAUUAAUAUACAAUAUCUUCACAAAAGAGUGAAGAAUUUUCAUGGCGCCCGAGCAGGGACAUUAGUGCGAAAGUGAAAAAAUAAUUACAGAAUUAAAUAAAAUACAUUAAUAGUGACAAAAUAUUACAAGUUGGUGAUUUGUGUAAGGUGAACCGAAAAUAUUCAAUAAUUAAAUUAAAUAACCAGCCGAAUAAACCAAAAGAAUAUUGCCUGCGCGGUCCGUUGAUAACAAAAACAAAAGUCGAACAACCAAACUAAUAUACACAUGUAUGUAUGCCUAUAUAUAAAAACUAGUGCAGUGACUUGGAAGUGCAGUAACGGAAAAAGUGCAGUGACAGUGAGCCCCCAAAAAACAAAACAAAAAAAAAGUAAAAAUUGUUUGAAAGUGCAAUAAAAUAACUAUACACAUUAAAUAUAAAUAAAAUAAAAUAUUUAUAUUCCAAAAAGUUAAAAAACAAAAAACAUAUAGAACAUCGUUACGAACUGUGGAGCUAUACGUGAUAUUCACCAGCCACCAACUGUUCACCACCAAUAUCAACCGUUACACCGUUACAUAGGACAUCGAGGGAGGAAUGACCUGCAACUGCGUGGCCUGCCAAAGGGAAGUUGAAGCUGGAAAGAAACCAGUCCACAGUAAACAGGUAUUGAGUGCGAAGAAUUGAAGCUAGAAAUUGGCUUUGUGAUUGACCGAAAUUAUUACAGUUGCUAAUAAUCGUCUCACAGUACAAAGGCUUCAAUUGUUGGCAUCUCGUGUAUCCACUUCUUAUAUGCAAAUAAACUUAUAUACUUAUAUAUAUACAUAUCUAUAUACAUAUACAUAUACUGCCUAUGAAGUGAAAGAUACAGUGGGACCCGAGGUAGAGGAACUUGUUUGUCGCCAAAUAAUUUGCGAGUACUAUUUUUCGGUUUAUUUUCGGGAUUUUUUCAAAAAAUCAAACGAAAUUGCGGUUUGUUAAUCAACUACAAUAUUUUCAAUUUUUUUUUUUCGACAAUACAAAUUUUGUUUGAGCAAAGACUCAAUUGUUCGCUGCUUAUUUUCGUCUCGUUUUCGUUGGUUCUGGUCAAGUUUCAGCUAUUAUACAAUAUAUUUCAGUAUUUUUCGCUUUCGUUUUCGUUUUCGUGCUGACAAACUUGCAGAACCGUUUUCAUUUUACAAAAGCCACAGGCUAAAGCAGCCACAGGCAAAACAUGAGUAAACCAAACUCGGCUAUUUCAAGUCUCUCUCCAAGUAAGGAGAUGAUGGACUUAAAGACUUUAAAGCGCCAGAGAACUGUUGCAAAAACCAGCAUAGAGCGCAUAAAAACGGGUCUCCUUGAAAAGACCAUGUCGCUAGACCCAAUCGAAUUGGAGUGUCGACUCGACAUAUUAAACUCCCACAGCGAAAAACUCAUGAAAUGUCAGUCGAAAAUUGAGGAAAUCGACGAAGAAGACAUUGCCCGUGGAGAGUUAGAGGACUUAAUUGUAGAAACAAAGUUCAUUAUAAAGUCCAUUCUGGCGAGAAAUAAAUCGUCAAUUGCCGAAACAUCUUUUACUGCACCUCACAGCUCGCGACUACCAAAAAUGUCGUUACCUACGUUCAAAGGAGAAUAUUCCGAGUUUAAAAACUUUAUGAGUCUGUUUGAGAGUUUCGUGCACAAUGAUCCCACAAUCCCGGAUAUUGAAAAAUUUAAUCAUUUAGUAUCAUGUCUAUCCGGUGAAGCCUUAGGCACAGUGAAGUCUUUCCAAAUGUCGGAAGAAAAUUAUCCAAAGGCGUUGGCAAGUUUGAGAAAGGUGUAUGACAAUAAAUGCCUGAUAUUCUUUAAUACAGUGUCUAAACUUUUUGAAUUGUCAAAAAUCCAAAGGCCUUCUGCGUCGUCUUUGCGAUCAAUGAUCGAUACAGUGUCUGCAGUAUAUGACUCCCUCUUAUCGCUGGGUGACGAUAAAUUUAUUUCAAGUGCGAUGUUGAUUCACAUAGUCAUGUCGAAGGUUGAUCCCACUACUCGGUCAAAGUGGGAGGAGCAACUUGACUAUGAUAAACUGCCGCUUUGGGCUGAGUGUGAAGCUAUGCUAAACAAGAGAUAUCAGCAUUUAUCAGCUGAAGAAGCUUCCUCAUCCCAACAAAGGCCAAAUAAUGAAGAUACGCGGCAGAAAACAAAAAAUCAACAACUGCGACACUCAAAGACAACAUUUAUCGCGACAAAUUCCAAACUGCCGACUUGCCUUCACUAUGGUUCCAAUGACCAUUAUUUGACAGCUUGUCCAAAAUUCCAAGCGCUUACUGCACUUAAAAGAUUUGAAUUAGCAAAAUCUAUUUCCCUGUGCAUAAAUUGCUUGCGCAAGGGACAUACGGUCUCAAAGUGCAAAGCAGAUCGCUGUGGUGUCUGCAACCGUUCGCAUCACACCAUGUUGCAUCAAUAUCCGAUCUCCUUUGAGACCGAGCCGCAACCUUCGACGUCACAGGCCAUGCAUAUUAGCAGCCUGCCUGACCGAGUCAUGUUAGCUACAGCCGUAGUUAAUGUAAAGGCCAGCUCCGGUGUUUACCUGCAAGCGCGAGCUCUACUUGACUCCGGUUCUCAAGUCAACUUUAUGACCGAAGAGCUUAUGCAGAAAUUGCGAAUCCGAAAAGAAAAAUUCGCUCUAAAUAUAGUUGGAAUUGGCAAUUCAAAUAAAAAGGUCCAAGGCAAGCUAAAAACUUAUAUAAAAUCGAGGAUCAACAAUUUUGAGUUUUCGGUGGACUAUUGGGUAAUGCGUUCGAUAUCAGUCAAACAUCCAGAUCGGACUAUAAACACAAAUGGCUGGAAAAUCCCACAAAAUAUUGAACUAGCUGACCCAAGUUUCUACAAAUGUUAGAAAAUAGACAUACUUUUAGGAACUGAAAUAUUCUUUGAUCUGUUAUCGGUGGGUCAGAUCAGAACCAGCCCAAGGCAGCCAACGCUGCAAAAAACUGUGUUAGGCUGGAUAAUUUCAGGCAAGUAUGCCACAAAUAAUAGCUCCAGUGCCCAAGUAAGUAGCACAUUAUGUCAAUUUGAAGAAAGCGUUGCUAGCAUUGAUACUACAAUCCGAAAAUUCUGGGAAUUGGAAGAAAUACCUGCACAAGUAAAUUCCACACGACUGACUCCAGAGCAGGCAAAAUGUGAGGAAUUUUUUCGAAAACCACACAGGUUUUACCAUGUGGAAGGCUUCAAGUCAGACUGCCUUUCAAAACCGACCGUAAAUUACUCGGUCAUUCGUAUGAAACCGCAGAUCGGCGGUUUCAGGCGCUGGAGAGAAGGACGUUGAAAGAUCCAGUACUUCGUAAAAUGUACCUGGACUUCAUGGCAAGAGUAUCUCGAAUUGGGGCAUAUGAGUCCAACAAAUAAUCGACUCCCGAGUGAGCCGCACUAUUUCAUUCCGCACCAGUGUGUGUUAAGACCGCAGAGCACAACUACCAAGUUGCGCGUAGUUUUUGAUGCUUCGAGUCGCACAUCAACACAAGUUGCGUUGAAUGAAACCUUGAUGGUCGGACCGAUCGUUCAAGAGGAGCUUUUUUCGACCCUCCUUCGCUUCCGAUUGCACAAAUAUGCCAUGACUGCCGACAUCACGAAGAUGUAUCGCCAAAUAUUGAUGCACGAAGACGACAGGAACUUUCAUCUCAUAGUGUGGAGACAGGAUCCAAGGGAGCAUUUGCAAAUUUUUCGACUUAACAACGUAACAUACGGCACUGCGCCUACACCACUUCUCGCCCCACGGUGUCUUCAAAUCCUAAGCGUCAAAAAUAAAGCCAAAUAUCCUCUCGGUUCCAAAGUCAUUCGGAAUGACUUUUACGUCGACGACCUAUUAACAGGAUCCGACAGUAUAGAAAGCCUCACCCAGAUACAACAGGAAGUAAAUACAAUUUUAGAAUCGGCAGGCCUGAAAUUAGCAAAGUGGUUUUCCAAUCAUACAAGCUCAUCGAAUAGUGAGAGUCUCCAAAAAUUAUUGCAGCUCAGCGAUACCGACUCCACCAAAACGCUGGGAAUCCACUGGCAGCCGAAAGAUGACAUUUUUCGCUUCAUUCUGGAAGAUAAUUUUAGCGAGCUGCGAGUAACUAGACGUAAUAUUUUAUCAGUUUCCGCUCGCCUCUUUGACCCUCUUGGUUUAUUAGCCCCGCUAGUUACCAAAGCUAAAAUCUUAUUACAAGAGCUUUGGAUUCAAAAGCUAGACUGGGAUGAGUCGAUUCCAUUGCGGCCUGACACUAGCUGGCAAAACUUUAAAGCCAAUUUGUUGCAGCUUCCAUCAAUUAGCAUUCCUCGGUAUGUAAAUACAGAGUCGAGUGGCAGCUGCCAAAUUCAUGGCUUUUCCGACGCUUCAAUAAGAGCGUAUGGCUGCUGCGUAUAUAUACGUAGCCAAACCGCUAGCUGUACGAAAUGCACGCUGCUUACUUCAAAGUCUAGAGUAGCUCCGCUGAAGACUAAAUCUCUUCCGCGUUUAGAGCUCUCGGCAGCCCAUUUUCUUGCCAAAUUAUGGUCAAGAAUUUCACCAAUGUUGAGUCGACCAAUAGAACAAACAAUUUUCUGGACAGACUCCGAAAUAGUUCUGCAUUGGAUUAAAACGCAUCCAUCGUCGUUGCAAAUUUUCGUCGCAAAUAGAGUGUCCGAGAUCCAAGAGUGGACCCAGAAUAUGUCGUGGCGUCAUGUGCCCACAAAACAAAAUACGGCGGAUCAAGUGUCUCGGGGUUGUAACGUGGACGAAUUGGGUAAUUCAAUAUGGUUUAGUGGUCCACAGUUCCUCCUAGAAGACCCUGCUACAUGGCCAAAAAAUGUCAACUUCAGUCUCUCUCCAGAACAAGAAGCACUCGAGAAGAAGAAGAACGCAAUUACGUUGACCACAAUCAAUGCCACAACAAAUCCACUUCUCGAAAUAAUUGACAGGUUCUCAUCUCACAGAAAAGUGCGUCGGAUUUUCGCUUACAUACUCAGAUGGCUUCGGAAAAUACGAGACCGAUAAGCAGAAUCUGAAAUAAUACCCACGGCAAAGGAAUUACAAUUGAGUUUCCUUAAAAUUGUCGAAAUAAUUCAACAUUUUGAAUUUAGCGAUGAAAUAAAUAAAUUAUCGAAAAAUAACGUACUUCCCUCAAAUUUGCAGAAAUUAACUCCAUUUCUGCAUGAACACUCGGAAUCAUCAUUAUCGUUUAAAUUGAUUCGAGUAGGUGGCCGUUUAUUAAACGCGCCAAUCCCCUAUGAUGCUAUGUUCCCUUUGCUAUUACGCAAAGACUCGCACUUUGUGGAAGCAUACAUCCGGUUCCUACAUUUUCGUAAUCACCAUGCCGGUCCAAAGGCAUUGGUAGCGCUUCUGCGAGAAAAAAUAUGGCUGAUAAAUGCUCGAGAAGCCUGUAGUCGAACUGUAAGAGAAUGUAUUCACUGUUUUCGUUAUAAGCCAAAAUUACAAGGUCAGAUCAUGGGCAAUCUACCCGCCGAUCGAUUACGCGCUCAACGGCCUUUCACAAUAUGUGGGGUAGAUUACUGCGGGCCCAUUCACAUAACCUUAAAAAUUCGCGGUCGCCCUCCCGUGAAAAUGUAUAUUGCCAUUUUCGUGUGUUUCGCUUCAAAGGCAGUUCAUCUAGAGCUUGUAACUGAUUUAACUGCUGAUAAAUUUAUUUUCGCUCUCAAAAGGUUCAUUGGGCGCCGAGGGAUGUCAGCCAAAAUAUACUGCGACAACGCGACGAACUUCGUGGGAGCAGAGAGGAAGCUGAGGGAGCUCCGGGAAGCCUUUCUGGAGGAGAUUCUCAUAUACGCCGCCGACGAAGGAUUCAUCUUCGCCUUCAUACCUCCGAGGGCACCCCACUUCGGCGGUCUGUGGGAAGCAUCAGUGAAGUCGGCCAAACAUCUGCUGGUGCGCGCCGUAGGCAACGCGCUGUUAACCGCCGAAGAAAGCGCAACGCUUCUCGUCGAAGUAGAAGCGGUACUGAAUUCCCGACCGCUCGCACCACUCAGCAACGACCCCAACGACGGCGAGGCGCUAACGCCGGCGCAUCUACUAGUCGGUCGCCCCUUGCGAGCUUUGCCACCGGAGAAGGUACCCGUCAACCUCAGCCGCUGCUUAGAGAGAUGGCAGCUUGUUUGCUCUCUCAAGCAACAAUUUUGGCGCGCGUGGUCGAAGAGCUACCUUCUGGAGCUUCAGCAGCGCAACAAAUGGGUGCACCCGCAGCCCAACGUCCAACCAGGCCAACUCAUCGUCGUCCACGAAGACAACGUACCACCGCAGCAUUGGGUGCUCGGUCGAGUAACCGCUACCAUUCCCGGAGCGGACGGCAAAAUUCGAGUCGCAGACAUCACCACUAGGUCGGGUGAAGUACGACGCCCUAUUCACAAACUCGCCGUGCUGCCGGUGGAAAACAAGAAUUAAAGGCUGUUGGAUUCCUUCAAGGUGGCCGGUGUUAAGCCAGAUUCUGGCAAACUAUUAUAAUAGAAUAAUGUAACGUAAAUUAGAAUAGAAUAAAUUAAAUAAUAUUGAAUUUAAAAAUUGAAAUUGUAUUAAAGCUUAAUAUUUAGUUAUUUUAUAUUGUUUAUUUAUGAGUAGGUUGUAGUAUACUUUACUGUUUCUCGCUGUCGCUAUUUCUUUACCUGUUUCUAUUUACUUCCGAGCAUUGACUCUAUUUCUACAGCUAUACCUACUUUCCGUUCUUCCUAUUUCUAUUUAUUUAACUGCAAACUCUCUCUAACUCUCCACAUACUGUUCUUCCAUUUCCGCUAUUUCUUGUAUUUUAGUUUUAGGCCUAAUAUAAGGACAGUACAUGGAUAAUAAACGCCACUUUUGAAAUUGUAAUCGGACGUGUGCGGUGUUCUUUCUUGAAUUCGAAUAUCACAGGCAAUAAGUUUAGCGCUUCCCUUCGUAAAGUGUUUUAAAAAUUAAU